AGUUCUUGUUAUUGAAUUCUUCAAGAAGUGAGUGAAGUAUGAUCGAUCGCAACAUAAUCAAGUGUGCACAAAUCCUAGUCAUCAUUCAACUUGGCUUCAUUGUUCCCGGAAAUGCAAAAAUGCAAGCCUUCUCGAUUAAUGUGACGGAAUAUUCAAUGGCAUAUCGAUUUAACAUUUUGGCAAUUGGAGGCAUUUUCAACAUGACAAUUUCAUUGUUCAAUCUUAUCUUUGCCCUCUUCAAUUUUUACCUAAUCUUUGGAAGGUAUGAUUUGAGACUUCGUCAAAUUGCUGAAAAACUGAAAAUCGCGGUGGACGAGAUGGCCGGAAGGGAUUUGCACCCGAAGCUUAAAAUGUCCCUCUCGCGUACAAUUCCACGGGGAACUUCAAUGCUUGAUGACAUUUGGAAGUUGCUCAAAGAGCCCAGUGCACUGUUUGAUAAUGCUAAUGAUCUACUCCCAGGACAGAAAGAAGAACGUAUUGAUAGAAUGAAUGAAAAGAAAGAGGAAGACGCAAAAACUCCGAAAAAUUCGAAAAAUUCGAAAACACCGAAGAAGGCCAAAAUGCCGAAAAACGCCAAAACGCCAAGAACGCCAAAGUCUUCUGCGUCAAAAACGCCGAAAGCCAGUACAGUUAGUGGAAAGUUGGAAAAGAAGAAGAAGAAAUAAGGAAAUGUACUAUGCUUUACACUUGUCGGAAAUAAAUUUUGGUUCUUUAA
Molecule: messenger RNA, 715 nt
Organism: Caenorhabditis elegans
Lineage: Eukaryota; Metazoa; Nematoda; Chromadorea; Rhabditida; Rhabditidae
Gene: Y47G6A.3
Exons: 6
Coding region: 39-665 (208 amino acids)
Source: RefSeq, marked reviewed